AUGACUCUUAUCAAAGUUGAAAUGGGUGCUGGCAUAGGCCUGACUGUCCAGGGGUUUGACAUCUACAGGAAGGUGCCAAAAGACCUUACACAGCCAACCUACACAGGGGCUAUUAUCUCUGUCUGCUGCUGUCUCUUCAUACUGUUUCUCUUCCUGUCUGAGCUCACCGGAUUCAUAGCCACUGAAAUAGUUAAUGAGCUCUAUGUGGAUGACCCAGACAAAGACAGCGGAGGUAAAAUAGAAGUGAAUCUGAACAUCAGUUUGCCAAACCUGCAUUGUGAAUUAGUUGGACUUGACAUCCAAGAUGAAAUGGGAAGGCAUGAAGUGGGUCAUAUUGACAACUCAAUGAAGAUACCUCUCAAUAAUGGGGAUGGCUGCAGGUUUGAGGGCCAUUUCAGCAUCAACNAGGUCCCUGGUAACUUUCACGUGUCGACGCACAGUGCCACUGCGCAGCCUCAGAAUCCUGACAUGACUCACAUCAUCCACAAGCUCUCAUUUGGGGACAAGUUACAGGUCCAUAAUGUUCAUGGAGCAUUCAAUGCCUUGGAGGGAGCAGACAAACUCAGCUCAAAUCCUCUUGCAUCUCACGAUUACAUCCUGAAGAUCGUCCCGACCGUGUACGAGGACAUGAGCGGCAAGCAGCGGUACUCGUACCAGUACACUGUCGCAAAUAAGGAGUAUGUAGCCUACAGCCACACUGGCCGCAUUAUCCCAGCUAUCUGGUUUCGUUACGAUUUGAGCCCCAUCACAGUGAAAUACACAGAGAGACGACAGCCCUUGUACAGGUUUAUCACAUCGAUAUGUGCCAUCAUUGGCGGGACAUUUACUGUAGCUGGGAUCCUCGACUCCUGUAUUUUCACAGCAUCAGAGGCCUGGAAGAAGAUCCAGCUGGGGAAAAUGCAGUAGCAGUAAAACUCUACCCUACUCUCCAAGGACAGAAGCAAAGAUUGAGAAAUCUACCACUACCUGUUUUUGUCUUUAUUUUCUCUUUGAUUGAAUCAGUAAGUUUUUCUCUAAUCAGGCUGUUCAGUGAAGAUGUCUUCAACAAAUCAAAGAAAUUUACAUGCAUUUCAGAGCUCUGAGAGUGGAAAAAUCGAUGGAAUCAGGGUGUGGAUUUCGAUUCUCUCCCCCAAAGGGAGAGAGGAUGAAAUGCCAUAUAUGAAAUACACGGUCAAAUCUAAGGAAGGAUGACAGUCUGUUCUCUGGGAGGUUCCUACAGCAGUGUACAAACUAGGUAGUAGAUUGCAAAGAUUUGAACUGUCUUGUGGCACUUUUUUGGAGUUCUGUUGGAUUUGCAUGAUUAGACAAUCGACUUCUGUAGAAGGCAAAAUUAUACAUUAGGAAGAAAUUCCACCCAUGGUGCCAAAAAAGGUGAUGUGUCUGUUGGUGAGAAAUGGAAAGUGUUAGUCCCUGUAGCAAACUUUAGAGACAGAGGGCAGAAAUAACAUCAAGAAAUGUUUUGUGCUCUUAUUGAAAGUUCUUUUGUUCAGAUAUCACCUUUCUAAUGAAAAGAACAAACGAGAAGAGGAAGCCUUC
Molecule: messenger RNA, 1536 nt
Organism: Merops nubicus (carmine bee-eater)
Lineage: Eukaryota; Metazoa; Chordata; Aves; Coraciiformes; Meropidae
Gene: ERGIC1
Product: endoplasmic reticulum-golgi intermediate compartment (ERGIC) 1
Exons: 10
Coding region: 1-906 (301 amino acids)
Biological process (GO): endoplasmic reticulum to Golgi vesicle-mediated transport; retrograde vesicle-mediated transport, Golgi to endoplasmic reticulum
Cellular component (GO): endoplasmic reticulum membrane; Golgi membrane; endoplasmic reticulum
Source: RefSeq, a predicted model, not a curated record